Hibiscus syriacus is the source of this 3432-nucleotide messenger RNA. RefSeq lists its product as uncharacterized. The transcript has 5 exons. Gene Ontology annotation, molecular function: nucleic acid binding. The coding region runs from base 1 to 3432 and encodes 1143 amino acids. Gene Ontology annotation, biological process: DNA integration. NCBI's taxonomy places the organism in Eukaryota, Viridiplantae, Streptophyta, Magnoliopsida, Malvales, Malvaceae. The record is from RefSeq and is a predicted model, not a curated record.
AUGAUUUGUGGUCAUCCUGGCCUCCAGUGCAGUAAUCCUGUUCUCCUAAGUCUCCCACCAUUUAGGUGGAUUAGUCUCAUUCUGACCUUGUUUCACCAAAGUAGCAAGGUCUUCAAUCUGUUUGAAGCUGAUCUCUGUCAUAGAUUCAGUGAUAGAACUUUUUCUGAUAUUGUUGAGGAGUUCACUAAAUUGACUCAGAAGGGGUAUGUGGAAGAGUAUCAAGAGAAGUUUGAGGAGUUGCAACCUCAUAUGCUGUUGCAGAAUCCUACUUUGACAGAGGAAUUUUUUGUGUCACUUUUUAUUAGUGGACUUAGAGAGGAUAUCAAGCAUAAGGUCAAGGCUUUAGAUCCUAAAAAUUUAUCUGAAGCAUCUAAACAGGCCAAGUUGUAUGAACUGUCUGUGGAGUUUCAGAACAGAAGAGUGAGGUCUUCUUUUAAAACCCCACCCUACCCAAAUCCCUUAUAUACAUCUAAAACAAAUACACUGAUAGUCCCUACCAAACCUACUUCAGUACCAAAUCAAAAGCAAAGUCUUAUGGAUUACAGAAGAAUAAAUAAUCUCUGUUUUAGAUGUGGUGAAAAGUAUUUUCCAGGUCAUCAGUGUAAAACCAGGCAAUUGAAUAUGAUUACUGAGGAGAUGGAAACUUCUACAUUGGAAAAUGAUCAUACUGCUACAGAACACUUUCAGCAACAAGAGGAGGAAAAUUUGGAGAUUUUUAUGAAUGCUAUUACGGGCUGCAUUGGCCAUAAUACAUUGAGAAUACAAGGUACUAUUCAAGGUAAACCAUUGAAUAUCCUAAUUGAUAAUGGUAGCACGCAUAGUUUCUUGACUCAUAAAUGGGUUGAUAUUGGCAUACAAAUUAAAACUCCUUAUCCCUUGGCUAUCACUGUGGCUAAUGGUCAACAGUUAUUUAGUUCUGCCCAUUGCAACAAAGUUGAAUGGCAAAUGCAGGGACAUACUUUUUUACAUGAUUUUAGGUUGCUCAAAUUGGGAGGAAGUGACAUGGUCUUGGGAGUUGAUUGGAUGAAGUUAUUCAGUCCAAUAUUAAUGGACUUCAAUAAUAUGACUCUAAGCUUUGACCAUCAAGGAGAGCAAAUUUGUAUUCAGGGACAACAACCCUCAUCUGAACUACAACAAAUAUCAGGAGCUACCUUACUUAAAAUGUCUGCAUGGGAUUCAGAUAUUUUGGGUCAUGUGCAUGUAUUGGAGCGGUAUAGCAUAGUUUUUUCUGAACCUAAAGGCCUACCUCCUCAGAGAUCUCAUGAUCAUGCUAUUUUACUGAAAUCUAAUUCUACAACUGUUAAUUUAAGGCCUUACAGGUUUCCUCAUAAUCAGAAGACUAAGGUGGAAUAUCUUAGUCAUAUUAUUUCUGCUGCAGGGGUGUCUACUGAUCCUAGCAAGAUUGAAGUGAUGCAAUCUUGGCCUAGGCCUAAAACCCUUAAAUCUCUCAGAGGGUUUCUUGGUCUAACAGGUUAUUAUAGGAGAUUUAUCAAAGAUUAUGGCAUUAUUAGCAGGCCAUUGACAAAGAUGCUAAAGAAGAAUGGAUUUCAGUGGAAUUCUGUUGCUUAUGUUGCUUUUGAAGAUCUUAAAAAGGCUAUGUGUACUGCUCCAGUCCUAGCCCUGCCAGAUUUUUCUAAGACAUUUUAUUUGGAAACAGAUGCUAGUUCUGGAGGUGUGGGGGCUGUUUUGUCCCAAGAGGGAAGGCUUAUUGCAUAUUUGAAGCAGAAGUUGACCACUAUCAUUCAAAAGAAAGGGUUGACAAAGUUGUUGGGAUUAGAUUAUACUAUUCAGUACAGGAGAGGGAAGUCAAAUAUAGUUGCUGAUGCUUUAUCUAGAAGAUGGGAGGAUCAAGGCCAAUGUUUGACUAUGGGGGUGACAGUUUUGAUUCCUAGUUGGGUUCAAGAGAUUGAGGACAGUUAUAAGGAGGAUUCUUUAGCUCAAAAUUGGAUAUCAAUUUUGACUAUUAAUCCUGCUGCUGAUAAUAAGUGGAAGUAUACUAAGGUUGUCCUUAGAUAUGAAGGAAGAGUUUAUGUGGGAGCUACUGGAAGUCUUAGAUUACAGAUUAUACAGAAUAUGCAUGAUUCUCCUCAAGGAGGACAUUCAGGUGCACAGGCUACAUAUUAUAGGAUUAGGUCAAAUUUUUAUUGGCCAAAUCUUAAAUCAAUGGUUGCUACUUAUGUACGAUGUUGUGACAUUUGCCAGCAGACUAAAGUAGAACAUAUUGCUAAGCCUGGUUUGCUACAACCCUUACCUGUUCCUACUCAAGCUUGGGAAAUCAUCACUAUGGAUUUCAUUGAGGGUUUACCUACUUCACUAAAGAAAAAUUGUAUUUUAGUGAUUGUGGAUAAAUUCACAAAGUACAGUCAUUUUCUAUCUUUAUCUCAUCCUUACACUGCAGCAGAGGUAGCUAAACUCUACCUAGACAAUAUUUAUAAACUACAUGGCCAGCCUAAAAUGGCCAUUUCUGACAGAGAUAAGACAUUUACUAGUUUGUUUUGGAGGGAAUUGAUGAAACAAUUGGGUACUAAAGCAGUUUUCAGCACUGCUUACCAUCCAGAAAUAUAUGGCCAGACAGAAAGGGUUAAUCAGUGUUUGGAGCAAUAUUUAAGAGGCAUUUGUUUAUAUCAACCUAGAAAAUGGGCUAAAUGGCUACCUCAGGCAGAGUGGUGGUAUAACACCACUCAUCAUACUGCUUUAAAGAUGACUCCAUUUCAAGCAUUAUAUGGAUACAAACCACCUAUUAUGCCCUAUCGGCAGACUUCCCUUACCCUGCGCAGAAAUCUCAAGUUAGCAGCAAAAUACUAUGGACUAUAUAAAAUAAUUGAAAAGAUAGGUGCAGUGGCUUAUAAAUUGCACUUACCAGAGUCAUCGAGACUUCACCCAGUAUUCCAUGUGAGUCUCUUGAAGAAGUUCAUCGAGGAUUCCUCCAAAGCUGUCACAGAUCCUCCUGCAAUAGAAGAUGACGGUCAGUUACGAAUCAAGCCAUUGAAGGUGGUGGGAAGACGUAUCGUGAAUAGAAAUGGUAAACCCAUAACUCAGCUAUUGAUUCGAUGGGAGAACUUGGAUGAAGCGAAUGAUACUUGGGAAGACUAUUCCGUUUUGCAAGGACAAUUUUCUAUGUUUGAUCCUUGGGGACAAGGAUCGUCUCAAGCCGGGGGUAUUGUUAUAGCAGGAGAAGAUGAGGAAGAACGUGGUGUUAGAAUCGAAGGCGGAGAGGAAGAACGAAGGAAUGAAGAAGAUUUGGGAUUAGAAGAACGAGGGUUAGGGAUUGAGGAAAAUAAUUUGGGGAUUGAAAGUAGGGAAGGAAUUGAAGCACGAGGGAGCAAUACCUUGGACUUAGCUGAUGUGUUGGAGAAGACCAAGGGAACAGUAGAGAAGUGUGAGAGGCCCAAUCUGAACGGCCCAAUACCUGCAAAUGAUAUAGAAGGAUAG